ACUAUUGAUGAUAAAGCAAUUAAAACUCUAUCUUCCGAAAGUCAUACUGAUAUUUUAUUAAAAUUAGCAAAUUAUAGACGAAAUUGUGGAAUUACGAGAAAUAUUUAUGAGGUUAAUGUCUAUGUUGAAGAUUUUGUGAUGCAAAAUUUGAUAUAG
Entrophospora candida is the source of this 156-nucleotide messenger RNA. NCBI's taxonomy places the organism in Eukaryota, Fungi, Glomeromycota, Glomeromycetes, Entrophosporales, Entrophosporaceae. The record is from the annotation of a GenBank genome assembly.